AUGGGUGAUCAUUUUGAUGAAAGUGAUCAUGAUUUGGGUCAAGAAGAACCCAUGCUCCCCGAUUCAUCCGGGCAGCGAUACCAACACAAAAGAGAUGCCAUGAAAAUUUUAGAAGCUAAUCACUUCGUAUGCAUUGAAAAGCUUGGGUCUGGCGCUUUUGGUGACGUAUACAAAAUGAUGGACUUCUCUGGCCAAGAAGUUGCCGUCAAAGUUGUAUCUCUUGAGGUCACUAAAAAAAGUGAAAUUGAAAUUUGGCCAAAAAUGCGCCACCCAAAUAUAAUCCCCCUCCUGCGAUAUAUUAGCUUCAGUAACCCUGAUGUAGGAGUUUUUGUAAUGCCCGUACACAGGGGCACUCUGAAGGAUGCAGUCCAAAACGAGCACUUUUUGAGUCAAUCAAGUGCCCUAGACUGCCUCAAAUCAUGGCUUUAUGAUACUCUUUGUGGUUUGGCUUACUUGCACUCCAAUGAGGCGUGUCACUUGGAUUUGAAAUCCGAUAACAUCUUGAUUUCGCAAGAUUACAGAGCUGUCAUAUGUGACUUCUCUUGUCUUGCAUCUGCGACAAAGGCAAUACCAAGACCUCCAGAAGCUUGCCUGUCACUCGGGGGUGUGACAGAGGUCGAUGGCAAGGCUUUUGAUAUGUGGGCGUAUGGAGUGAUGGUCCUGGAGCUGUUCACCAGCAAAGCUCUGAGCAAUGCAAUCACCUGCGCUGGAAAUUGGAACAGGGAUAUUUAUCCUGCCAUGUUCCACAUACUGCAGGGUGAUGUUUUCAAAUGCUCCAUGAGUGGAGCGUUUUCUGCGACGGGCAUUGCAGACGGACAAGUUAGGCUUGCUUUGAAUUUCAUUCACACUUUUUUAAUGCCCGAUCGAAGAAAAAGAUGGAGUGCCGGAAAGGCAAUCGACCACUGUUUUUUUAAAAGUGGUGGUCAGAUAGGAACAGGGCCAGAUGCAAAAUGGCUGCAUUUUUGUGGAGAGGAGAGCCAAGAAAUCAGCAUGCCCAGAAAUCAGAGUGUUAAACGUGUUGCCGAUGUCAGUGUUAAGCCACUGAAUGCAAAAAAACCUAACACUGAAGCAAACACGUGA
Molecule: messenger RNA, 1080 nt
Organism: Parasteatoda tepidariorum (common house spider)
Lineage: Eukaryota; Metazoa; Arthropoda; Arachnida; Araneae; Theridiidae
Product: putative serine/threonine-protein kinase DDB_G0284251
Biological process (GO): protein phosphorylation
Molecular function (GO): ATP binding; protein kinase activity
Source: RefSeq, a predicted model, not a curated record